AUGCUUUAUUCCAAUGUCCUUAGUUUUUAUCCAGUGCCCUUUUUCUGUUCCAGGAUCCCAUCCAGAAUACAUUUAGUUUUCUCAUCUUGUUAGGCUUUAACGGUUUCCCAGACUUUACUUUUGAUAACCUUGGCAAUUUUGAGUUUUGUAGAAUGUCCUUAAAUAGGCAUUUGUCUGAAGUUUUUCUCAUGAGUGGAUUGGAGUUGUGGGUUUUUGGGAGGAAGUACGCAGAGGUGAAGUGUUCUCAUUACAUCACAUUAAGUCUCUAUUUAUCGCUAUAGAUGUUAACCUUAACCUUAGUCACCUUGGCUGACUUAGGUGUUAGGUUUCUCCACUAGAACGUUCCUGUUUUUUUCCUCUUUCCAUACUUGACUCUGGAAAAAGGGUACUCUGUGCUCCUCCCACUUAGAGUAGGGAGUUUCACUCUACCUCCUUGAGGGAGGAAUAUGUAAAGAAAUAAUUUAGAAUCCUUCCACACAGGAGGUUUAUUCUCUCCAUCCUAGUUGGAUUUCGAUAAGAUGAUUUUUUUGUCUGUCCUCUGAAUUCCAAAUGUUAAUUCUGUAGCACUUGUAUUAUGUUUGUCAUUUGCCACCUAGCGACAUCACCUAUAUUUGUGUGCAUGUGUGAUAAGUGAACAGAUUUAUGUCUUAUUUACUCAAGGAGAUUGUAAAUUUCUUGAGGACUGGGAAAGCAUCUUAUUUAAAGCCCCUUACAGAGUUGGAUGCAGUGCAGGCAGUUAAUAAAUAGUAAGCAAAUGGUUUUUAAAUUAGUUUAAUUAAACAUUUAAAUAUUAACCGUAGUUAAUUGAAACAGGUCAUCAAAGUCUAAGUAUAUGAGAAAUGUGGUAAGAUGAGGAUACUGUUUACUUGGCAUCCUGAUUUGUGAAAUUGUCCUGAACUUGUAAUUGUGGCUAAUAAGAUAUUUACUAUGUGCCAAUAACUUCUGUAAGUAAUUUACAUAUAUUAUUUAAUCUUCCAGACAGCCCUAUAAGUUGGUACCAUUAUCCCCAUUUUAUAGAUAAGGAAACUGAGAUGAACGAAGGUUUAAUAAGUUGUUCAGGAUCACAAAAAUGGGAAGUAGCUCAACUGGGAUUUUGAUCUCAAAUACUCUGGCUCCAGAGUUUUGAACUCUUAACCACUGGGCUCUAGAUUCAUUGAAGUGAUUAAAAUGGUGUCUCUUUGAGGGGAAAGAACAAGAUCGUGAUUUAAAUAUUUCAUUCGAACCUGUUAGGAUACUCCUGAUGACACCACAGCAAUCUUGCUGUAUUUUUCCUAGGGGAAGUAUUUACGUAAAGCCACGGCUAUUUUUCCUUCGUGUGUGUGUGCGUGUGUGUGCGUUUAUGAGUAAUUCUUGUGUAGUGCAUCUAAUUGUAUUUCUUUGAAAUAUAGGCAUGUUCAUGAUUAAUAUAUCAUAUACAGACUAUAUUCUAGAUAUCUCUCACUCUCUAGCCAUAUGAUCUGUUGAAAGAUAGUGGGCUUUUUAUUUCUUCUCUGGCAUUUUUAGACAGAAGUGGUCACUAGGUCUUGUCAAAUAAACACUCCCUCAGUGUGUUUCUUGCCGGAUUGGUCACACCUGGGGGCCCCAGGAGGGAGCCUAAAUUUCAGCAGCAAUGCAGGAGAGGGAGGAGGACUUCUUUCGAAGCCACCCAAGCCAUGAAUCGGUGCUGGCUUCCUGAACCAUAAACAAAUGCGAGCUUUGUUCUCCCCAUUCCUCAUUUGGUCCCAAGUAUGACUCAGGGUUAGGCUGGGUCCUCAGGCUCUGUGCUGUUGGAAGGAAGUGGGAGGAUUCCAGGGGUGUUCUGGGACCUUUUCAAACUGAAGAGAGGAGGCUGGCUGCAUGAUGGGAGAAGAGACUAUUGGGAAGAAGUUACCUGCAACUACAGCAACUCCAGACUCGUCGAAAACAGAAAUGGACAGCAGGACAAAAAGCAAGGAUUACUGCAAAGUAAUAUUUCCAUAUGAGGCACAGAAUGAUGAUGAACUGACAAUCAAAGAAGGAGAUAUAGUCACUCUCAUCAAUAAGGACUGCAUUGACGUAGGCUGGUGGGAAGGAGAGCUGAACGGCAGACGAGGCGUGUUCCCCGAUAACUUCGUAAAGUUACUUCCACCGGACUUUGAAAAGGAGGGGAAUAGACCCAAGAAGCCACCACCUCCAUCCGCUCCUGUCAUCAAACAAGGGGCAGGUACCACUGAGAGAAAACAUGAACUUAAAAAGAUACCUCCUGAAAGACCAGAAAUGCUUCCCAACAGAACAGAAGAAAAAGAAAGACCAGAGAGAGAGCCAAAACUGGAUUUACAGAAGCCCUCCGUUCCUGCCAUACCGCCAAAAAAGCCUCGGCCACCUAAGACCAAUUCUCUCAGCAGACCUGGUGCACUGCCCCCAAGAAGGCCAGAGCGACCGGUGGGUCCGCUGACACACACCAGGGGUGACAGUCCAAAGAUUGACUUGGUGGGCAGUUCACUUUCUGGCAUCCUGGACAAAGAUCUCUCGGACCGCAGCAAUGACAUCGACCUAGAAGGUUUUGACUCCGUGGUGUCAUCUACUGAGAAACUCAGUCAUCCGACCACAAGCAGACCAAAAGCUACGGGGAGGCGGCCUCCAUCCCAGUCCCUCACAUCUUCAUCCCUUUCAAGCCCUGAUAUCUUCGACUCCCCAAGUCCCGAAGAGGAUAAGGAGGAACACAUUUCACUUGCGCACAGAGGAGUGGACGCGUCAAAGAAAACUUCCAAGACUGUUACCAUAUCCCAAGUGUCCGACAACAAAGCAUCCCUGCCACCCAAGCCGGGGACCAUGGCAGCAGGUGGUGGUGGGCCAGCCCCUUUGUCCUCGGCGGCACCCUCCCCCCUGUCAUCCUCUUUGGGAACAGCUGGACACAGAGCCAACUCCCCGUCUCUGUUCAGCACGGAAGGAAAACCAAAGAUGGAGCCUGCGGCCGGCAGCCAGGCGGCUGUGGAGGAGCUAAGGACACAGGUCCGCGAGCUGAGGAGCAUCAUUGAGAACAUGAAGGACCAGCAGAAACGAGAGAUUAAACAGUUAUUGUCUGAGUUGGAUGAAGAAAAGAAAAUCCGGCUUCGGUUGCAGAUGGAAGUGAAUGACAUAAAGAAAGCUCUACAAUCAAAAUGAAUACUUGAUCAAUGAAAUGUCACAUUAUUCAUCCUGAGUCUGAGACUCAAAUUUUCUGCCCCAGCCAAAAUAAUCUUGUGCCAAAAGAUUAAAGGUUUGCCUCAACAUGUCCCUGUUUGAAAGAUUAGCACAAAAGUCUUGAUAGCACAACACAAAUUCCAUCCAAGAGGAGAAUCUUCCCCAGGGUUUAGUCCCGGGGCUGGCACUUGUUGUGACUUACACAGAGCAAAAUUGUGCUAAAGGCUUUUCUACUUUGAGAUCUCAAUGCGAAACGAAAACUCAGGCAGUUUAGUCCAUAGUGGUACUAUUUUGAUGAUAUUUUCCAUUAAUAAAAUGUAAUUUCAGAUUAUUCGUUUACAAGCUUUAUAAUUUUAUGAUUUUUUAAUCGUGUUUUGUCACAGACUCCCCUAGUGUUUGUACUACAUGUAGUCAGAAGCAAGUGUCCUUUUCUUUUGCUUCAGGCUGAGAGCUGCCUUGCUCUUUGUCCCCCCCAUUAGGAUUCUAUUACAUAUUCAAUUUUAGGUUCAAGCUGUCCCUUCCCCUGCCAGCAAGCCCCACCACCCUAAGAGAAAUUUUAGCUUAUAUAUGAUGGUAUAUUUACAAAAAGAGAAAGAGAAAAUCUGGUAUUUGCAAUGAUCUGUGCCUUCUUUUUACCACCCUCUUGAUUGGAGCUUUUGUGAUGCAGCUACCAUGAUUCAAAAAAAUUUAAAAAUAAAAAUUAAAAAAAAAAAAAAAAUCUGCCACUUAUCCAAGUCCACUAGAGGCCACUGUCUUCAAAGCUUCUCUCACCCUAGCCAAAGGUCCUAAGAGGAGACAGCUGUGAAGUUUGGCAUGCUCUGUGGUACCAGCUGUGACUUCUAAGUUUCUCCUAGUUUUAGGUUGUUCAUGAAACUAGAAAUGUCAUCCCUGCUUGAUUUUUCAUCAGCCAAGUUAAACCCCUGCUUUCUGUCCUUUGCACCUUUUGCGUGAACAGAAUAUGCAUUAUUAAAGCAAAAAUAAAUAAAAGUAAAAUGCAAAUGAAAACAAGGGGGGGAAAGUUGUAUUAUUUCCUGCACUGGGUUAUCCGUGUGUGUUAUUGUUUAAACUGUAUUCACAUAAUGUCAUUUGCCUUGCUCACUUGUAACCCCUUCCUCAGGUCCAAGAGAAUGGGAGGAGGGUCUUGUUGAAGUGUAGCCUUUGGAUCUUUCUUGCAUUUAUGGAGUUGUUUUUUCUUUCCCAAGGAAACUGAUGUUUGCCUGUCUGCUUUAUCUUUGUAGGACAUGAACAGUUCAGCCUUAGACUAUGUAACUGUUUUCUCAAUCCUUAGCUGAAAAUGAGGAGCCUACUGUAUUGCAAGACUGUUCAGGGGUAGGGGUGGAGGGGGUGGUCCCUUAAUGGCCCCUGAAGAUGUUGGAUGUGUUUCUCAAAAGCUGCUUUGUCUAUUUUCUGAAUUUAAUAGUGAAACUACUAAACAUUAAUAGAUUUGCACAGCCACAAAGAAUGAGAGUUGAUAAUACUGAAGAAGUGAUGCAAAAAAAUCACAUUAUUGAUCAUUGAUAGUAUUACAAAUAAAUAUCUCUUCCUUUAUCUUCCUCCCUCCCUCCCUCUGCCUUCCUCUUGCCUAUGUGCUCAUCCUUGCUACUUGAGGCCAUUAUUUCCCUCCAAGUAUUUACAGAGUCCUAACACCUUGGUCUUCCUGGGUGGGGGCACAGUUAAGGGAAGGGGAGUGUAUAAGGGAGGAAACCUCACACCCUCCAUUCCCAUCCCGAGAUAUAUUGUCUUUUCAGCAGCCUUGGGGUCAGGAGUGCCAAGUUCCCAAGAGCAGCGUAAAACAUUGCUGGACCCCUUGACAGUUCUAAGCAUUUCUGUGUUAAACUUGAAUAUUUCAGAGAUUCCUCACCACCUAGUGAUCUAAGAAUGCAGAUUGGAUUCUUCGACGUCCAAAUUUCUCAUCUACUUAUGAAAAUCCCUAAUGAUACAGUUUUAUAUAAUGUGUAUAGAGAGUAGAAUUGUUGAUUAAAUUGAGCAGUUGGAGCACCCCCAUGGGGCACUGGCAACAUGGAAUGUAGAGGGCUGAUGUCUUCCCCUCAUACAGGCCAUUGGCUUCCUUUGUAUAAGGAGAGGGAGAAGCAGUUCUGGAAGGAGAAGUUGAUAUGUCCAGCUUCAUUGCUGCUCCUCAGGCUACCCAGCAAGAGGAUUCUGCAUCAAGGAACUGGAUGAGCCGCUACCUAAACAGCCACAAUUUUUACUCUUUACAUAAUGGACCCAUCGAGAAUGUUGAAAAGCUUGGAAGUAUCACUUUUGAAAAAAAAAUUCUUUUGCAUUCAGCAUGGACUCGACCAAGCACCUAUGGAGAUUAUUUUUUUGCUUCAUUUUCUAAAGUUGUAUUUAGAAAAGUCUUAAGUAUUGUGCUUUGUAAAGAAGACGAUUAAAAUGAAAUUUUGUGAGAA
Messenger RNA from Cebus imitator (Panamanian white-faced capuchin), 5552 nucleotides. It is a transcript of the gene SH3KBP1, whose product is annotated as SH3 domain containing kinase binding protein 1. Lineage: Eukaryota; Metazoa; Chordata; Mammalia; Primates; Cebidae. The transcript has 13 exons. Gene Ontology annotation, molecular function: protein binding. The record is from RefSeq and is a predicted model, not a curated record. The coding region runs from base 1837 to 3123 and encodes 428 amino acids.